ACGCGCCUGUUGCUAUGGGAUCCACCGCCCCUAUAAAUAACUGAGGAAAGGAACUUUCCUAAGUCAGAGACUUUAGGACACGGGACCCAGAACCAGAUGGUCCGGAGGAGACGCGCCAGCCCCCGCCGCAGCUGCCGGAGCGGUGAAGCCCCGGCGCGCCGCAGGGACUGAGCCAGCCCGGCCGGGCAGCGCCGCGGGGCCGUGCCCGGGCCAGAGACUGCGGCAGGGUCUGGAGCCCCCCACCCCGACGGCGGCAGCUUGACCCUGUGCCGGGGGGGGCCCCCUGCGCCGUUUCCUCCUCCCCGCAUCCCCCUUUGCUUUCAUGCAACGCCUGGUGGCCUGGGACGCAGCAUGCCUCCCCAUCCAGCCGCCCGCCUUUAAAUCCAUGGAAGUGGCUAAUUUCUAUUACGAGGCGGACUGUCUGGCUGCUCUCAACAAGCUGCACCCGCGGGCGGCCGGGGGCCGCUCCAUGACCGAGCUCACCGUCGGGGACCACGAGCGAGCCAUCGACUUCAGCCCGUACCUGGAGCCUUUGGCGUCGCAGCCGCCGCCUCCCGCGGCAGCAGCAGGGGGCAACUUUGAGCCUCCGUGCAGCAGCGGCGCCGGCCAAGAUUUCCUUUCCGAUCUGUUCGCCGAGGACUAUAAAGGCAGCGGCGGCAGCAAGAAGCCCGACUACACCUACAUCAGCCUCGCCCGGCACAGCCACCCGUGCGCCAGCCAGAGCCACAAGCCGGGGGGGCUGCAGGGCUGCUUCCCGCCGCAGAUCGUGGAAACCAAAGUGGAGCCGGUCUUCGAGACCCUGGACUCUUGCAAAGGGCCCCGUAAGGAAGAAGGGGGCGCGGGGCCGGGACCGGGGGGCAUGUCCUCGCCCUACGGCAGCACCGUGCGCUCCUACCUGGGUUACCAGUCGGUGCCGAGCGGCAGCAGCGGGAACCUGUCCACCUCAUCCUCCUCCAGCCCCCCCGGCACCCCCAACCCCUCCGAGUCCUCCAAGUCCGCCGCCGCCGGCGGGGGCUACUCCACCGCCCCGGCGGGCAAGAACAAGCCCAAGAAGUGCGUGGACAAGCACAGCGACGAGUACAAGCUCCGCCGGGAGAGGAACAACAUCGCGGUGCGCAAGAGCCGCGACAAAGCCAAAAUGCGCAACCUGGAGACGCAGCACAAAGUCUUGGAACUGACGGCCGAGAACGAGCGGCUGCAGAAGAAGGUGGAGCAGCUCUCCCGGGAGCUGAGCACCCUCAGGAACUUGUUCAAACAGCUGCCCGAGCCCCUGCUCGCCUCCUCGCCGCGCUGCUGACCCCCGGCCGGGCUGCGGGGCGAGCGGAGCCGCGGGCUCCGGGCCCCGCUCCGCGCUCCUGGGGCCGGGGCGAGGGGGGCGAGAGCCCGCGGCGGGCGGGCGGGUUUGGUUUGAAUUUGCGUUGUCGUUGUUGUUGUUGGAUUUUUUUUUUUUUUUUAAUUUUUUUUUUGGUCUUUACCGACAUGAUGGCGGAAGGCUCCGCCGCCGCGCGGGGCCGGAGCGGGGCCGGGGCGGAGCGGAGGGGGCGCGGAGAGACCCCGGCCCGGGCCGGGCGGGCUCUGCUGGGCGCUGGGUUAUUUAAAAGAGCGAGAGGAGAGCAAGGGCAAAGUGAUGCAAUCCUUUAAGCAUGGCUGGGAAUGCUGUGUACAUGAUGCAAUCUCGUGUAACUGUCAGUCAUGGAUUGAGUAAUCUGUUAAAGAUGUUCCUACAGUUUUUUUAUUAUAAAGAAUAAUCUAUUUCUAUAAGAAAAUACAUAUGUAUAUUUUGGGAUCUAUGCAUUCUUGCUACAUUUGAAGCAUUAAUGAACAAUUUUAAUAAACUUUAUGACUAGGUUAAAAAAAA
Molecule: messenger RNA, 1858 nt
Organism: Catharus ustulatus (Swainson's thrush)
Lineage: Eukaryota; Metazoa; Chordata; Aves; Passeriformes; Turdidae
Gene: CEBPB
Product: CCAAT enhancer binding protein beta
Exons: 1
Coding region: 323-1297 (324 amino acids)
Biological process (GO): regulation of transcription by RNA polymerase II; regulation of cell differentiation; DNA-templated transcription
Molecular function (GO): RNA polymerase II cis-regulatory region sequence-specific DNA binding; DNA-binding transcription factor activity, RNA polymerase II-specific
Source: RefSeq, a predicted model, not a curated record